Molecule: messenger RNA, 1791 nt
Organism: Aspergillus glaucus CBS 516.65
Lineage: Eukaryota; Fungi; Ascomycota; Eurotiomycetes; Eurotiales; Aspergillaceae
Product: anion exchange family protein
Exons: 3
Coding region: 1-1791 (596 amino acids)
Biological process (GO): monoatomic ion homeostasis; borate transport; transmembrane transport
Cellular component (GO): plasma membrane
Molecular function (GO): solute:inorganic anion antiporter activity
Source: RefSeq, a predicted model, not a curated record
AUGGCCUCAGAAAAACCCACCUACACCUACGAAGGCCUCACAGGAUGGAAGAGUCUGCGUCCACUGCGUCUUUUCCGGGGUAUGUACUACGAUGUCAAGCGUCGUCUGCCCUACUACCACAGCGACAUCACCGAUGCCUUCACCUACCGGACCGUGGCCAGUAUAAUCCGGAUGUACUUUGUCAACGUCCUCCCGGCUAUUGCAUACACGCUUGACAUGUACCGUCGGACAGGCCAGUUCUUCGGAAUCAAUGAAUCUCUGUUUUCGUCGGCCAUGGCGGCCAUGAUAUUUAGCAUUUUCGCAGCUCAGCCGUUGACUAUUGUGGGCAUCACGGGUUUGAUAUCCCUGUUUAACUAUACUAUUUUCGAUAUUGUGACGCGGUAUGAGCCUGCCAUCUAUGCAAACUUCAUGUGCUGGACGGCCAUUUGGGGUGCCAUUUUUCAUUGGAUCGUGGCUGCGUGUAAUCUAUGUGAUUAUAUGCGCUACGUCACCGACUUUUCGUCCGAGUCGUUUGGCAUGUAUGUCGGGAUUAUUUAUUUGAUCAAAGGAGUAGAAGAACUUGUCAAUGAAUUCAGUGAAGUAGACCGCACAGCCGGCUUCAUGAGCUGCAUGAUCGCUAUCCUCUACUUCCUUACCGUUUAUUCGCUCGAGCUUUUGGGGACAAGCACCGUCUUCCGACCCAUGAUUCGAACCCUACUUGCAGACUAUGCAUAUGUCUUUGCUACUAUAUUUUGGGUUGGGUUCUCCCAUAUCCCGGGUAAUCUCAAAGCCGCGGAUAUCUCCAGAGUACCCAUCUCAAAAGCAUUUUACCCAACCCAGCCGCGUGGCUGGUUGAUUCAUUUCUGGGAAUUGGACGUAAAAUGGGUAUUUGCUGCGUUGCCAUUCGGAUUCCUAAUCAUGCUCCUCUUCUACUAUGACCACGUACGUCUUCCAUCCCCUGUCUCAGCAGAAACUCAGUCUAAUCCAGACCAGAACGUCAGCAGCUUAACAGCCCAAGCCCGCCAAUUCCCCCUAAAAAAACCCGCUGGCUUCCAUUGGGACUUCUUCCUCCUCGGCAUCACCACCUUUAUCGCCGGCAUCACCGGCGUCCCUAUGCCAAAUGGCCUAGUCCCCCAAGCCCCCGUGCACACGGACUCGCUCACAAACUACCAAACAGAGCUCGAUAUUGUCUCGACGGCUGAAGGCGAGGGUGCGGAGAUUCGGAGGCCCAUUAUUAAACCCGUUAACGUUGUUGAGCAGCGCGUUUCGCAUUUCUUUAUGGGGUUGGGGAUUAUUGGGACGAUGACGGGGCCGUUGUUGAUUGUGCUGCAUACUAUGCCUGCAGCGGUGUUUGCGGGGGUAUUUUUUACGGUUGGAUGGGGGUCUGUUGGGGGUAAUGGAAUUGUGAAAAAGGCUAUUUUUCUACUGCUGGAAGACAGGUUCGUGGCUAGGGAUGAGCCGCUACGGACUGUCAAACGCAGCAAAAUUACCCGUUGGAUUGUGUGUCAGGUGUUCGGGGUCGCAGCUUGUGUGGCUAUCUCGCAGACUAUUGCGGCAAUCGGUUUCCCGGUUCUUAUCAUCGCGCUGAUUCCCUGGCGCGUGUGGAUCAUCCCAAAAUGGUUCAGCCAAGAGGAACUCGACGUCCUCGACGACUUGACAGCGAAUAAUGCCGCCGUGCUGGAGAGCAUGAGCGGACCUCCCAAUUUCCCCGGCGAACGACCUAGACGUCCAGAGGACAUCAACCUCCAGCGAAGACAUACAGAGCAUCAAAAGGGAGCAGAGAGACAGCGUGCUGCUGAUAUUCAUCGGUGA